AAAAAGAUGACAUAAUUAGUGUUCCAUAUAUUGCAAUAUAAAACAAAACAUUUUUACAUAUCACAACAAAAAAUGUACAGUCACGACAACCGUUAUCGGGGACAGAUAAGACAAAAAUAAAUCUGGAGGAGUCGCCCAUCAUGGCAGCUAGGAAUCUUGUACCUGUGGACAAGGGCUGGGCCUGGGUCAUUGUCCUAGGGACAUUUGGAAGUAUGGCAGUAGUAGUUGGGACACUGAAGUCAUUUGGAGUACUUUUGGUUGAGCUGUCACAUAGAUAUGACGCCCCCGCCAGUCUCCUGGCUUCCUCACAGUCUCUCUGUGGGUGGCUUCAUCUAGCUUUUGCCCCGGUCUCGAACAUCCUUUGUCAGCGCUUUGGUCACAGAUGGGUGGUUUUCUGUGGUGGUAUUCUGUCAGCAAUAGGACUGGUCGCCACUAGCUUCGUCAGAGAUAUCGAGUGGUUCUUUAUAACAUACGGAAUAAUCACAGGAGUCGGUUUUGGAUUGAUUGUUGCAACAGUGUUAGUGUUCCCGAGUUUUUACUUCGACAAGAAGCUUCCACUGGCCCUAGGUCUUGCUUCCUCAGGGUCGGGUAUGGGAUCCUUCAUAUUUCCAAAUCUGAUGAGAUUUCUUCUGGAUGAAUACUCAGUUAGUGGUUGUCUACUUAUUUUGGGAGGAAUUCUUUUGCACAUUUGUGCUUUUGCUCUACUUUUUCGACCAACGUCAUACUGGAGAAGGGAAAAUAUAAUCAUAAAGCCGCUCGACAUUAAUAAGAAAAAAACAUGGAAAAAGGACAUUGAGAUGAAUUUCAAAGAAGGUGAACACAAUGAAUUACUGGGAGAAAACAGUCCGUGCAAUAUUACCAGUGUUUUAGGAUACGAGUCAACAUUGGUUCCUCAGAAGGGCAUCCUUCAUUCAAAAUCUUUACCAUCGUUAUCAAAUGCUUCUACUUUAUAUGCCAUAAGACCCUCAAACAGUGAAAAUAACAUAUAUCCCACGAAAAUAUUCACCAAUUAUAAAUUAUCAAAAAGAAUUAGUACACCAUCAACAAAACUAGAAGAACGAGAUAAAAACACACCAAAGCCCCCUAUUAUAAAUCUGGCAAUGUUCAAGGACCCUUUAUUCAUUUUAGUAAAUGUAGGUGUAUUUUUAGCUACUUUCGGUCACCACAACAGCUUUAAUUUUGUCCCACCUUUGGCGGAUGAGUUAGGCUUCUCAGAAUCCGAAGGAGCACUGUCUGUGUCCAUCGUAGGAAUAACUGACCUGAUAGGAAGGGUAUCCAGCGGUAUUAUAGGCAAUGCUUUCUUUAAAAGAAGAGUAAAGCUAUAUAUAAUCUGUCUGCUGGUGUUCUCAACAGGCUCAAUGAUUGUGGUCCAUAUUAACUAUUUCUACGUCUUCAUCGUUUUAUGUGGCGUUCUAGGAUUAACUACUGGUGGUUUUAUCGGAGUGCAGAUUUCCACAAUUGCUGACGAACUGGGGCGAGAGAAUCUGUCCACAGCCUGGGGAUACGUAGCCUUCACUUCGUCCUUCUCCAUUUUGAUAAAUCCCGCUCUCUCAGGUGCAAUUAAGGAUAGUUCUGGUUCGUGGAAGAAUGCUUUCAGAAUGUCGUCUGCUUGUGGAUUUUUAGGCUCGGCUAUACUCCUCAUAGAAAUCUAUGUCCGAAAACGACUACAGGAAAAAAAUUCUGCCCAAUAAGUUUAUGAAACUUUGAUCUUCCUGAAAAUGAAGGCGUGCAAAGCAUUUUUCAAUUCUAAAAGUUCCUGAAAAGUUAUAUUUUUCAAAAAUUACAUUGUCAAUAUAAUCUUUUGCACAUUUGUUUCCUAUAUAUUGUUUAAUAAAUUAUUGACAAAUAA
Messenger RNA from Saccostrea echinata, 1849 nucleotides. Its product is annotated as monocarboxylate transporter 13-like. Bases 141 to 1691 code for a protein of 516 amino acids. The transcript has 5 exons. Lineage: Eukaryota; Metazoa; Mollusca; Bivalvia; Ostreida; Ostreidae. Gene Ontology annotation, molecular function: monocarboxylic acid transmembrane transporter activity. Gene Ontology annotation, biological process: monocarboxylic acid transport; transmembrane transport. The record is from RefSeq and is a predicted model, not a curated record.